This is a messenger RNA of Arabidopsis thaliana (thale cress), 426 nucleotides long. RefSeq lists its product as uncharacterized. Lineage: Eukaryota; Viridiplantae; Streptophyta; Magnoliopsida; Brassicales; Brassicaceae. The record is from RefSeq and is marked reviewed. The coding region runs from base 1 to 426 and encodes 141 amino acids. The transcript is spliced from 4 exons.
AUGGCGAUUAAGUGGAAACGUAAAGCUAUUCGCGUCGUAGCCUCCUCCUCAGGAAGUGUAUGGAUUGGAAGAUAUUUGAUUGAUGAUGAUGAUGUUGAUGAGCAAUCUCAAGAGUUUCAGAUCCAACUUAAUUACCAGGAUAUGGCCACUGAGGAAGAAGACAAGUUACUUGAUGCCUUGCUUUCCAAGGAUGGAGCUUCAAUAGCUAAACGUCUCUCUAAUUGCUGCUUUGCUAAGUUUGGCGGAGUUGGAAUUUUUAUGGCCGAACAAGUUUCUUCAUCAAAGUUAUUCUGGAGAAGAGAUAUGCAAUGGCGUAUCGGGCGAUUGAUGCGGUUACCACUCACUUCUUUAGAUUUCAUAAGGAGACGAAUGUUAUACCCGUCAUUUGGCACCAAACACUUCUUGCCUUUGUGCAAUGGUAAGUAA